This is a messenger RNA of Adineta ricciae, 1587 nucleotides long. The record is from the annotation of a GenBank genome assembly. Lineage: Eukaryota; Metazoa; Rotifera; Eurotatoria; Adinetida; Adinetidae.
AUGGGUAAGAAUAAAGAUAAAAAGAAAAAAGGUGCUGCGGUCCAAAAGACAGCUACAAAAGCGAAGAAGAAGACAGAAAAAGAACUGAAAAAACAAAUUGAACAACUUGGAGAAGAUAACAUCGAACAACUAAUUACGAAACAUGUAGGAAAGGACAAAAAUAUUGAAGCAGUUGUCAUUGAAGAUCCAACUGAAAAUCCACCAUCGAGAAGAGCAAAUGCUUCGCUAACUGAACAUCCUUUGAAGGAUGAAUUGCUACUCUUCGGUGGAGAAUUCUUCGAUGGACGUACUACAAUACUUUUCAAUGAUUUAUAUAUUUAUGAUAUAAAAAAACAACACUGGAAACGUGUACAGACUCCACAACCACCAGCGCCACGUGCCAGUCAUCAAGCGGUCAGUGUGUCCAUGCGUGACGGUGAACUGUGGAUGUUCGGUGGCGAAUAUACAUCUCCAUCGCAAUCACAAUUUUACCAUUACAAUGAUCUAUACGUUUUGCAUCUAUCUACGUUAAGAUGGGAAAAACAAAUGACAACAACGAAUGGACCAUCAGGACGUAGUGGCCAUCGUAUGACCACAGCCAAGCGACAAUUAUUUUUAUUUGGCGGCUUUCAAGAUUAUAUCACAACAUUUCGAUACUUCAAUGAUCUGUAUUCGUUCUGUUUGGAUACCUUUCAAUGGACACAGAUAAAACCUAUGGGUCAAGUUCCAACACCUCGAUCUGCUGCACCUAUCGUUACUUCACAAGAUGGUUCAACUCUAUUCAUCAUCAAUGGUUACAGUAAAGAAACUGACGAUAAAGGCAUUGCACAUACUGAUGUCUAUGCUCUAACACAAGAUGAAGCAUCUUGGCAAUGCCGACAAGUUAAAGUCGGUGGUACCAAACCAGAUUUACGCUGUGGUGGUAGUCUUCAUUGUUAUCUAAAUACAUGUAUUCUAUUCGGUGGCGUUACGGAUUGUGAUCUUGACAACAAGACUGCUGAUGCGUUCUUGAAAAGAAAAGGUCCCGAGGCAACACGAAUGCGUUCAGUAUUUUACAAUGAUCUUCAUCGGUUGGACUUGCAUAAACUGAAAUGGUAUCCGAUGGAAAUUAAAUCUGAAAAAACGGCAUCGACAGACACGGGACCAGUGUCUAGAAUGAAUGCAAUGAUGGUUAUCAAGCAAGGAAUACUCUAUUUGUAUGGAGGUUUGAGAGAACUUGACGAGAAAAAACAAUAUACUUUAGGUGACUUCUACAGUCUAAAUUUGAAUAAACUCGAUGCGUGGACAUGUCUGUAUGCUGAUGCUCAGCAAGGUGAUGUUCAUAUCUAUUCGGAUUCAUCUUCCGACGACGACGAUGAUGAUGUUGAUAUGGAAAAAGACGACGAUUCUUCAUCAUCAUCGUCGAGCGACGACGACGAAGAUCAAGAUAUCGAAAUUGAAGCACCGGAUGCCAUACCCAAUGAAACUGAUGAUGAAUACUAUAAUCGUACACGUGAAUUUUGGUUAGGUGAAGCGCGAAAAGAGAUGAAAAUCUCCGAUCCCAAUGACGACUCCAUACGCGUGCAACAUUUGGCCAAACAAAUGUCGAAACUUUUCUUUCAAUCAUAA